AGGAAUUUACACAACAGUAAAUAUCCCAGUUGAUCACAAAGCUCCAUGGGAGGCCAGAACACAUUACGGCUUUUUGAAGAGCAGGUUUUACCACAAAUAAUUGUGAUUGAAAUUGGCCACCUAUGGCCCUUGCAGCACAUUCCCCAGAUCCCCAGAGUUAAACUGUGCGUGGUGACACUGGACCAAUGCUUGUGCCAUAUUUAUGACUCCAACAUGUGAUGUUUCAGGAUGGCAGUGAAAGGCAGGGGCACGUCCUGCUGGCUGGUCUCCCUCACUGCCUUCUGCCUGGCAGCCACCCCCAGCACCAAGGCCUGUCCUCGCCGCUGUGCCUGCUACGUGCCCACAGAGGUGCACUGCACUUUUCGGUACCUGACCUCCAUCCCGGACAGCAUCCCGCCCAAUGUGGAGCGCAUGAAUUUAGGGUACAACAGUGUGGUUAGGUUGACAGAAACCGAUUUCUCUGGCCUGAACAAGCUGGAGUUACUAAUGCUGCACAGCAACAGCAUUCACACAAUCCCCGAUAAGACCUUCUCAGAUUUGAAGGCCUUGCAGGUCUUAAAAAUGAGCUAUAACAAAGUCCGAAAACUUCAAAAGGAUACUUUUUAUGGCCUCAGGAGCUUGACACGGUUGCAUAUGGAUCACAACCAUAUUGAAUUUAUAAACCCAGAGGUUUUUAAUGGACUCACCUUUCUCCGACUAGUGCAAUUGGAAGGAAAUCACCUCACUAAGCUCCAUCCAGAUACAUUUGUCUCUUUGCGUUACCUCCAGAUAUUUAAGACAUCUUUCAUAAAAUACCUGUACUUGUCUGAUAACUUCCUGACCUCCCUCCCUCAAGAGAUGGUGUCCUAUAUGCCUGACUUGGAAAGCCUUUAUCUUCAUGGGAACCCCUGGACCUGUGAUUGCCACCUAAAAUGGUUAUCUGAAUGGAUCCAGGAGAAGCCAGAUGUAAUAAAAUGUAAAAAAGACAGAAGCGCUUCCACCCCUCAGCAGUGUCCCCUUUGUAUGAAUCCCAGGAUGUCCAAAGGCAAGUCUUUAGCCAUAGUCCCAGCUGCAGAUUUCCUGUGUACCAAGCCAACCAUUGAUCCAUCUCUGAAAGUAAAGAGCCUGGCUCUUCUUGAAGACAGCGAUUCUGCCUCAGUCUCUCCCCAAGAUUUCAUGGCACCCUUUGGCUCCCUCACUUUGAAUAUGACAGACCAGUCUGGAAAUGAAGCUAAAGUGGUCUGCAAUAUCCAGAGGCCCUCAAGGACAUCAUCCAUGGCAUUCACUGAAAAAAGAGACUACAUCAUGCUAAAUACAUCAUUUUCUACAUUUCUAGUAUGUAACAUAGAUGACAGAGACAUUCAGUCAGUGUGGCAAGUUCUGGCUUUGUACAGUGAUUCUCCUCUGAUCCUAGAAAGGAGCUACUGGCUCAAUGAAACAUCACAGCUCUGUUACAAAUAUAAACAGGUGGCUCCGAAACCUGAAGAUAUUUUUACCAAUGUAGAAGCUGAUCUCAGAGCAGAUCCCUCUUGGUUAAUGCAGGACCACAUUUCCUUGCAGCUAAACAGAGCUGCCACCACACUGAGUACAUUGCAGAUCCAGUACUCAAGUGAUGCUCAAGUCACUUUACCAGGGGCAGAGAUGAAGCCAGUGAAACACAGUUGGACCAUGAUUUCGAGGGAUAACAAUACCAAGCUGGAAUGCACUGUUUUGGUUGGUGGGACCAUUGAGUUGGACUGCCCAGGCCAAGGAGAUCCCACCCCUCAUCUGGAGUGGCUUCUAGCUGAUGGGAGUAAAGUGAGAGCCCCUUAUGUUAGUGGGGAUGGACGGAUUCUAAUAGACAAAAGUGGAAAACUGGAACUCCAGAUGGCUGAUAGUUUUGACACAGGCAUAUACCACUGCAUAAGCACAAAUUACCAUGAUGCAGAUAUUCUCACCUAUAGGAUAACUGUGGUAGAGCCCCAUGUAGAAGUCUCUCAUGAAAAUGGGGCUCAUCAUACAGUUUUCGUUGGUGAAACACUGGAUCUUCCAUGCCAUUCUGUUGGUGUCCCAGAUGCCUCUGUUAGCUGGGUUCUUCCAGGAAACUCUGUGCUAUAUCAGUCCUCUAGAGACAAGCAAAUUCUUAACAAUGGCACAUUAAGAUUGUUACAGGUCACCCCAAAAGACCAGGGUCAUUAUCGUUGUGUGGCAGCCAACCCAUCAGGGGCUGAUAUUUUGAUUUUCCAAGUUUUAGUCAAAAUAAAAAGACAAAGGCCAAUGGAGCAUGAUGUAGAAACAGAUGGUUCUGGACUUGAACCCAAUCCCUUUGUUCAUCCUAAGGAACCAAGUGUACAACUCCCUACAUCUACCCUGAAGGGGGCUGAGGUAGGAAAACAAGUCUCAAGCACAAGUAAGAGGCACAACAAUAGGGAGUUAAUAUACCAGCACUAUAGAGACUCAACAAAUCAACAUUUUAGGGAGCAUAGGAGGCAGUUCCCUCCCCCAGCCCGGAAAAUUGAUCCACAACACUGGGCAGCACUUUUGAAGAAAGCUAAAAAGAAUGCUGCACCAGAGAAACAAGAAAAUAUCACUGUAAGGCCAACUCCACUGGUCACCCAACUUCUAAAGCUACCUGGUGAGGAAGACGAAUCUUCAGGUAUGCUCCUUCCGGAUGAGGAGUUUAAUGUCCUGGCAACUAAAGCUCUGAAUGUUCCAGGAGUGACAGCAGCUGCUGGUUCCAGAACAAUAUCUGAUAGCCCUGUGACAAAUAUAACUUCUGGCACUGAGGUCUCCCCAAUUGUGAGUCCACAGAUACUACCAUCUGAAAAAUCUAUAGAUUUCAAAUUAUCAACUUCUAUUAAAAUUACAGCCUUGCCAAUGAGUAUAAAUCCAACCACAUCAAGGAAAAUGCAAGGCCCAACCAACCAAAAUUCACCCACUAUCUCUUCUCUACCAUCUGGAGCAACUGAACUUCAGGAUGCUGACCAGAUAGGGAGAAGAAGAGAACAUUUCCAAAGUGCUCUCCCAGUAACAGUGGAGCCUCCGAUCAAAGAUAUCAAUAUCACAAUGCUUAGUAGUACUAACAGCAAAGCUGAUAAAUUCUUAGAGUCAGUAAAUACUAUGAAUAGUCACCAGAAAUCUGUAACAGCAGUCAGUGAAUCUAGAAACAAUCAUCUUUAUUCUCACACUACUCAAAAGCUUAGCACCUUCAAGCUCCCUUCAGGUCCACACACUGCUGCUCAUUCUCAGUUACAGAUUCCUAGAAAUAGUACAACUAGCAUCCCACUCUCCAGACGCUUCGAGAGGCAAAGGAAAAUUUGGGGCAAGGGGCGAAUAAUCAACCCAUAUAGAACUCCAGUUCUUCGACAGCAUAGAAAUGGCUUUGUGAAACCAAGAUUUAGAGGUUCUUCUGCAGAAAGAAAUUCUGCACUUUCUUCCACAGAGCUCAAUGUUAUGUGCCCAUCCUGUUCUCCCAGAGAGUUGCUCACCACUGCUAUAGCAGCGUUGUCUUUUCCAAGUUCUUCCCCUGUCAACCUCCCUGAAGCUGACAUUUCCAGAAUCAUGUCAGAAGAGUCUACAACUCUACUCCAGAAUCCACCACUACUAUUUGAGAACAAACCAAAUGUAGAUUUUGAGAAAAAACCCACAAUAAACUCUGUCACUGCUGAAAGUACCCAAGUGACUCCAACUGGUGCAGUCAUGACCCAUGCCCCAACAUCCGUAUAUGUGGAAAAAUCACAUUUAACAAAUAUUGGCUACCCUAAUGUGUCGAGCACCACUGAAACUAAAAGAGAUUUAAUAAUGACAUCACCCCUUUCAGGUCCCAUCACCAAGCCAUCCAUGCCUAGUACUAUAGCCAUGACAAGAUUUUCAAGAAGGAAAAUUCCCUGGCAUCAAAUCUUUGUAAACAGCCGUAUCCUUAAAGAGAGGUUAAAAAAACAGCGUAAAUCUGGUUCACAAAAAAGCACAUCCACCGUGCUUCCUAAAACAUCUUCUGCUUUAUCCAUUGAUAAACUUUUCCCCUUUGGUUUCACAACACUCUCAGCAAGUGUGAUGCAAAUUCCAUCUGUAACAUUGGCAGCAACUCAACACAAUACUAUUGAAAGGCACAGUUCUGGAAAUUUCCCAGUGAUGAAGGAGCUGCCCUUCUCGCCCCUUUAUUCUACACUUGCUAGCGCCACAAGCAAAGAAGCAAAUACAAUGAAUUUCCUAUCAAUGCAAACAGCCACAAUGACAGCUCCUCCUACUGCCUCUGCAUCUAUCAUUAUCAAUAAAAUCCAAACAGCUAGACCUGGAGCACAAAAGCUGCAAAUACAAAAGGAGUCCCAGAAGGGCAGGAAUCACCCAAAUCUCUCUUCAGGUCAGAGUUCAGGCUUUACUGCAUCCAUCACUAUGACACCUCCUGUUCUAACAUCCAUCAAAACUGCAUUCAAGCACAGUGCCUUUGCUUACACUCAGUCUCCCCUAGAAGACACAACAGGAAUUUCAAGCACAAUUGGUCUCCAUUCAAGAACUCUUAAUCUGUCAGAUGCAAUUGAAGAACUACCCCAAGAAAAUACUCAUAUUUCGAAGAACACAACUGCUUUUGAAAAAACUUUGUCCAGCAAACCAUACCACAGUUCUGCCCCGAGGCAAACAAUCAUUAGACACUCAACGGAGCCACCAUUCCUGGGCAGCAGUGCCACUAGAAUACCAACUCCCAUCUCCCCUCCAUUUACUCAAAGUGCAGUUACUGACGAUGUGGCAACUCCCAUUUUCAGGGUGAUGUCAAAUACAAUGAUCAAGUUGCAUGAGUUGUCAAGGCACAAUGCUAAUCCACACCAAUUAGCAACAGAAUUUACAGCACCUCCCACAGCUCAUUCAAAUGCCAAGUCCACCAUUGGAACCACCCACUUCACCUAUUCUGAUGUGUUACAUUCUACUCCUAUGCUAGCACUGAUAACAAAGCCCCCGAGUUCUAAAUUGAAUCCCUCUCCUUGGUCAGAAAACCAAUUUUGGCACAAAUCAUACCCAGAAAUUGUUGGAAAAGGCAAAAAAAUGGCAGUGAGUGUGUUGCCCACUCCAGGCUUACUAGAGGUCACCACUCAGUCUUUAAAGUGGGAGAGAAAGAAGAAUACAAAAAAGAAUGGCUUUGAUAAGACACCAAUUCAAAAAAUAACCACUUCUGAACUCGCUUCCUUUGACUCUUUGUCUGGGAAUAUAUUUGAAAAGCCCAGAAUAGUUGGAGGAAAAGCUGCAAGUUUCACCAUUCCAGCUAAUUCAGAUGCCCUUCUUCCCUGUGAGGCUGUGGGAAACCCCCUGCCCACCAUCCGCUGGACCAGGGUCUCAUCAGGACUUGAUUUGUCUAAAAGGAACCAGAAUAGCAGGUUCCAUGUGCUCCCCAACGGUACCCUGUCCAUCCAGAUGGUGGGUAUUCAGGACCGUGGACAGUACCUGUGCUCAGCAUCCAAUUCAUUUGGCACAGACCGCCUUCACGUCACUUUGUCCGUGGUUUCUUAUCCCCCCAGGAUCCUGGAAAGACGUACCAAAGACAUCACAGUUCAUUCUGGAAGCACUGUGGAACUGAAAUGCAGAGCUGAAGGUAGGCCCCAUCCUACAGUUUCCUGGAUUCUUGCAAACCAAACAGUGGUUUCAGAAUCAUCUGAGGGAAAUAGGCAGGCCAUAGUGAAAUCUGAUGGAACGUUGGUCAUCCACAAUCUCACCAUUUAUGACCGUGGCUUUUACAAAUGCGUGGCCAGCAACCCCGCUGGCCAGGAUUCACUGCUGGUUAAAAUACAAGUCAUCGCAGCCCCACCUGUUAUUCUAGAGCAAAAGAGGCAAGUCAUUGUGGGGACUUGGGGUGAAAGUUUGAAACUGCCUUGUACUGCAAAAGGAACUCCUCAGCCCAGUGUUCACUGGGUCCUUUCUGAUGGCAGUGAAGUGAAACCAUUACAGCUUAUCAAUUCCAAGUUGUUCUUAUUUUCAAAUGGGACUCUGUAUAUAAGAAAUGUAGCCUCUUCGGACAGGGGCACUUACGAAUGCAUUGCUACCAGCUCCACUGGCUCAGAGAGAAGGGUGGUAAUGCUUACGGUGGAAGAACAGGAGACCAUUCCCAGGAUAGAAGUUGCAUCCCAAAAAUGGACUGAGGUGAAUUUUGGGGACAAGUUACUACUGAACUGCUCAGCCACUGGGGAACCCAAACCCAAAAUAAUCUGGAGGUUACCGUCCAAGGCUGUCGUCGACCAGUGGCACAGAAUGGGCAGUCAAAUCCAUGUCUACCCAAAUGGAUCCUUGUUUAUCGGCUCAGUAACAGAAAAAGAUGGUGGUGACUACUUGUGUGUGGCAAGAAACAAAAUGGGGGACGAUCUGAUACUGAUGCACGUCAGCCUAAGACUGAAACCCGCCAAAAUUAACCACAAGCAGCAUUUUAAAAAGCAAGUGCUCCAUGGGAAAGAUUUUCAAGUUGAUUGCAAAGCUUCUGGCUCCCCAGUGCCUGAGAUAUCUUGGAGUUUGCCUGAUGGAACGAUAAUAAACAGUGCAAUGCAAGCAGAUGACAGUGGCCACAGGACUCAGAGGUAUACCCUUUUUGACAAUGGAACCUUAUACUUCAACAAAGUUGGAAUAACAGAGGAAGGAGAUUAUACUUGCUAUGCCCAGAAUACCCUAGGGAAGGAUGAAAUGAAGUUCCACCUAACAGUCAUAACAGCUGCCCCACGGAUAAGGCAGGGUUUUAAGACCUACAGGAGACUCAAGGCUGGAGAGACAGCCAUCCUUGACUGUGAAGUCAUUGGGGAACCCAAACCAAAAAUAUUUUGGUUGCUGCCUUCCAAAGACAUGAUUUCCUUUUCCAAUGAUAGAUAUGUAUUUCAUGCCAAUGGGUCUUUGUCCAUCAAUGAAGUGAAACUGUUAGACUCUGGAGAGUAUGUGUGUGUAGCUCAAAAUCCCAGUGGGGAUGACACCAAAAUGUACAAAAUAGAUGUUGUCUCCAAACCUCCAUUAAUCAAUGGUCUGUAUACAAACAAAACUGUCUUUAAAGCCACAGCUGUGAGGCACUCCAAGAAACACUUUGACUGCAGAGCUGAGGGGAUACCAACUCCUCAAAUCAUGUGGCUCAUGCCCGACAAUAUUUUUCUCACAGCUCCAUACUAUGGAAGCAGAAUCUCAGUCUAUAAAAAUGGAACCUUGGAAAUUAGGAAUGUGAGGUUUUCAGAUACAGCAAGUUUUAUCUGUGUGGCUCGGAAUGAAGGAGGAGAGAGUGUUUUGGUAGUGCAGUUAGAAGUACUGGAAAUGCUGCGAAGACCGACAUUCAGAAAUCCAUUUAAUGAAAAAAUAGUUGCCCAACUGGGAAAGCCCACAGCAUUGAAUUGCCCUGUUGAUGGAAACCCGCCACCUGAAAUAAUUUGGAUUUUACCAAAUGGCACACUUUUUUCCAAUGGACCACAAAAUUCCCAGUAUCUGGUAGCAACCAAUGGUUCUUUUAUCAUUUAUAAAACAACACGUGGUGAUGCAGGAAAAUAUCGCUGUGCAGCAAGAAAUAAAGUUGGCUAUAUUGAGAAAUUAAUCAUAUUGGAAAUUGGCCAGAAGCCAGUUAUUCUAACCUAUGCCCUAGGGGUAGUAAAGAUUAUCAGUGGAGAAUCUCUAUCGCUGCAUUGUGUGUCUGAUGGAAACCCUAAACCAAAUAUCAAAUGGACUGUACCAAGUGGUUAUAUAAUAGAUGGGCCUCAAAUUAAUGGAAAAUACAUAGUGCAUGAAAAUGGCACCUUAGUCAUUAAAGAAGCAACUGCUUAUGAUAGAGGAAACUAUAUUUGUAAGGCUCAAAAUAGUGUUGGUCAUGCACAGAUUACGGUCCCAGUUUUGAUUGUUGCCUAUGCUCCCCGAAUUACAAAUCGCUUGCCCAGGAGCAUCCGCACAAGGACGGGAGCAGCAAUUCAGCUCCACUGUGUGGCUCUGGGAGUGCCCAAGCCAGAAAUCACCUGGGAGAUGCCUGACCACUCCCUGCUCUCAACGGGAAGUAAAGGGAGGACACGUGAAAGUGAGCUUUUGCACCCACAAGGUACCCUAGUCAUUCAGAAUCCUCAAAUCUCAGAUUCUGGGACAUACAAAUGCACAGCAAAGAACUCACUGGGUAGUGAUUAUGUAGCAACUUAUAUUCAAGUAAUCUAACAUGAAAUAAAAAACUGAAGCAAGUCAACAUCUGGACAGAGUUUACUUUUUGGAAGAAGUUUAAUCAAAGGCAGCCAUAGGCAUGUAAAUGAAUUUGAGUACAUUUACAAUAUUAAAUUUACAAUGGACAUGCAAAAAAGGAGUUGUAAAUAAAUUCA
This is a messenger RNA of Choloepus didactylus (southern two-toed sloth), 8258 nucleotides long. It is a transcript of the gene IGSF10, whose product is annotated as immunoglobulin superfamily member 10. The record is from RefSeq and is a predicted model, not a curated record. The coding region runs from base 229 to 8100 and encodes 2623 amino acids. Lineage: Eukaryota; Metazoa; Chordata; Mammalia; Pilosa; Megalonychidae. The transcript is spliced from 6 exons. Gene Ontology annotation, molecular function: protein binding.